Messenger RNA from Trichobilharzia szidati, 6497 nucleotides. NCBI's taxonomy places the organism in Eukaryota, Metazoa, Platyhelminthes, Trematoda, Strigeidida, Schistosomatidae. The record is from the annotation of a GenBank genome assembly.
AUGUCGUCUGUAAAAGUUGCUGUACGUGUACGACCCUUCAAUAGACGAGAACUUAUGAUGAAUAGUGAGUGUAUCAUUUCAAUGUCGGAUAAAUCAACAAGUAUAAGGAAACCGAACUCAAAGGAACCAGUGAAAGUUUUUGAAUUCGACUACAGUUACUGGUCACAUACAGAUAAAUCUGAUCCAUUCUAUGCAGAUCAAAAACAGGUCUACAGUGAUAUUGGUGUUGAUGCUUUAAAUCAUGCUCUGGAAGGAUAUAAUGUAUGCAUAUUUGCCUAUGGUCAAACAGGAUCCGGGAAAUCGUAUACAAUGAUGGGUAAACCAGGUGUUGAUGGACAAGAGGGUAUUAUUCCCCAACUGUGUCGUGAUCUAUUCAAACGAUUGAAUAACACGCCAUCAAAUCAAAUAGUACAAAAUAUGGUCGAGGUGUCAUAUAUUGAAAUUUAUUGUGAACGUGUCAGAGAUUUACUCGACCCAAAGAGUAAAGGAAAUCUACGCGUUAGAGAACAUCCUAUACUUGGACCAUAUGUUGAAGAUUUAUCAAAAUGUGCUGUAAUUUCAUUCGAUGAAAUCAAUGAACUAAUUGAUGUGGGUAAUAAAGCAAGAACUGUUGCUGCUACUAAUAUGAACGAAACAAGUAGUAGAUCACAUGCUGUUUUCACAAUAGUUGUUACACAGAAAUCUGAAGAUACAACAUAUGGGACAAUAAGUGAAAAAGUUAGUAAGAUAAGCUUAGUUGAUUUAGCUGGAAGUGAACGUUCCGAUGCAACAGGUGCAACUGAUGUCCGAUUGAAAGAAGGCGCGAACAUCAAUAAGUCUCUUACGACACUGGGGAAAGUUAUAGCUGGAUUAGCUGAUAUGAGUUCAAAACGCAGAAAGAAAGGAGAUUUUAUUCCGUACCGUGAUUCUGUACUCACAUGGCUGUUGAAAGAAAAUCUUGGCGGUAAUUCACGUACGACAAUGAUUGCAGCUUUAUCACCAGCUGAUGUCAAUUUCGACGAAACUUUGUCAACUCUACGUUAUGCAGAUAGAGCUAAAAGCAUUGUUUGCAAAGCUGUUAUCAACGAGGACCCUACAGCAGUUCUAAUAAGAGAAUUAAAAGCAGAAGUUGCACGUUUAAAACAAAUUCUUAAAUUAGAAGAAGAAGGUCAAAUGAGAAAAUCUUCUACUGUCUCUAUAGCAACCUUGACACAUCAACAGUCUUUAGAAGAUUGUACGUAUGGCGAGGAAACAACUUUGGAAGCAUUAAAAGCCUCUGAAAAGUUGAUUGCUGAAUUAAAUGAAACUAUGGAAUUCAAAUUGAGAAAAGCGGAGAAACUUCGAGAACAGAGAGAAAAUGAACUUAUGGAAAUGGGAAUCGCUAUUCGUGGUGAUGGCGGUGUCCAAGGUGUCUUCUCGCCUAAAAAAACACCACAUCUUGUCAAUCUUAAUGAAGAUCCAGCCAUGUCAGAAUGUCUUAUAUACUACCUUAAAGAGGGUAAAACGGUAGUUGGUCGAUUAGAAUCUGAGUCAGGAGUUGAUAUUGGAUUAAGUGGUCCUCUUAUUCGAAAUGAACACUGUAUAUUCUAUACUGAUGGUGCUGUGGUAGAAUUUGAACCACUUGAAGAGGCUGAAUGCUAUGUGAAUGGAAGUUUAAUUACAAAACGUAUUCAACUUCAAACAGGUGCUCGUGUAAUUCUAGGCAAAAGUCAUGUGUUUCGUUUCAAUCAUCCAAUUCAAAGUCGGGAGAAAAAACAAGGUUUAACUGAUAUGUGCGCAAGUGCUACAGAACCGAUCGACUGGAAUUAUGCUAUUAGUGAACUUUUGGAGAAACAGGGUGUUGAUUUAAGAAAAGAAGUCGAGGAUAUUCUCAUUCAAUUAGAAGAACAAUAUCGUCGGGAGAAAGAACAAUCUGAUUUGUUGUUUGCAGAACAGAGGAAGGAAUAUGAAGGCCGUAUACAAAGUUUACAAGAACAAGUUGAACGUCAAUCUAUGCUGGGAUCAAUGCUGCAAGAAGAUGUAAUACCGGAAGAGCAACAUGAUGAAACGUUAAAUGAGUGUAAAUGGGGAGAUCAUGAAUACGAAUUAGCUCGAUGGGCCUUCAAUAAAUGGAUCAAUCAUCAGUUUACAUCACUGAGGGAUCAGUUGUGGGAAAAUGCUGUUUACCUGAAAGAAGCUAAUGCUCUAAGUGUCGAACUGAAUAAAAAAGUUCAAUUCCAAUUUGUUUUAUUGACAUCUACACCGUAUACAACCAUUCCAAAUGAACUGAAAAGUGGUACAGUUGACUAUAGUUUAUGUGAUAAUCAUGAUAGUAAAUCCUCGUCAUUGGAGAGUUUGUCAGCGAUAGAUAGGGAAAACAAUCAGUUGACAAAUAGUUAUUGGCAACAAUUAGAUAGAAGACGUAGAAUGAAGUCAAAUAAAGCAACUGUUCUAGUGAUAGAAGUUCGUGACCUCUUGAAUGAUGCAAUCCAAUACUGGAGUUUGAAUACCUUUCAGCGGCGUCUUCAAACUAUGCGUAAUUAUUAUGAAGUUGAAACAGCAUUUUCACCAACUCUUACAAGUUUUGCAAACAAUCCAAUCUAUGGAGGACAUUAUAAUCCUGAUGAUCAUGACGCAACAUCUGGUGAGACUAAAAAAGAUCCAUUUCGAAAUGAAUUUCCAUGGUAUCAAAAAAUUGGAAGAGGUCUUUUAUACUUAACUAAUUUGUACUAUGGAGUAACAAUGACUCAUCAAGUCACUCUGUUAAAUGAACAUUCUCAAAUUACUGGUCUUUUAAAUAUUGAAGUUCAACCUGUUAUGAUGACGAAUAAGCAUCAGGAGAAUAAAACAGAUCGACAAUCUACUUGUCAGUCAGGCGUACAUAAUAAUGAAGUUAAUUCAGACAAUGAACUUGAUGUUUCCUUUAACGAUCUACAUUAUAUGAACUGGAGAUUCCCUAAAUCCACAGUGAAUGAUAAAUAUGUGAAUGGAUACUACAUUAUAGAAAAUGAUCUUCAUGGACACGAACAAAACAACAAUGUUACAAAUGACACUCCAACUCCGAGACCUUCAACAAAUGAAGAUGUAAAAAAACAGAAGGUUGGGAUGGCGAAGUCCAAAUGUCGUCAUCGGUUUUUUCAUGAAUCGACACUUACUGAUAACCGAUUUCUUGACGAAGGACAACUUAAGGAACUACUGGAAGUUUCAACAGACGACUGUCCUAACUUCUUGAAACCAGGUGAAGUAUUCCAUUUUCGUAUUAAUAUUCAAAGCGCAAAGAAGCUGAAUUCGCAGUUCACUGAUAUAUUUUGCCAAUACAGGUUUCAACACCAAUCCAAUCAGAUAUAUUCAACUGAUGCUGUACCAUACGAAAUAGAAGAUGAUGGAGCUAAUAUAUCACAAUCACAAAAUUUUAAAGUAACAAGUACAAUAGCAUUUUUGGAUUAUAUUCGUAAUUAUCCAUUGGAAUUCGAUGUUUAUGGACAUCUUGUUGAAAGAGAUAAAGAGGAUACUUCAGGAAAUAUUACACAGAGUACAUUGAAGUGUUAUAGACAUGGCGUUCCACCGACCCUUCCAAUUUCUGCACCGGUGCCUCCGUUACGCUUAUGCAAUCCAGAAAUGCCUAAAAGUUCUGAACUAUUGCAACGUUAUGAUAUACUUGUCUGGUUUGAAAUACUGGAGUUAGAUCGUAAUGGAGAUUACACACCAGUACCAGUUGAUCGAUUAGAUGAAACACCCUGCCAGGGUGUAUUUCUUAUUCAUCAAGGCAUUCAACGACGUAUCGCUAUCACUCUAGUACAUGAAGUUUGCAGUUUUAAAAAAUCCAACACAAUUGAUGCACAUCUAAACUAUUCAUCUAGCUUGUUUCAUGGAAUACAUGAGGUUGUUGUUGGUCGAGUGCGUGAAACACCUGAAUGGUUAGAUUCUGAUGAACAUACGCAUAUCCUGUCGUUAUCUUUACUGCCUGCACAACAGACACAUGAAGCAAGCAGUGAUCGUAUAUCGUUUCGUUUUGAAGCUGCAUGGGAUUCAUCGCUUCAUGCUUCAAGUUUACUAAAUCUUGUCACACCAAAUGGUCAACGUGUCUAUAUGACAGUCUCUUCUUAUUUAAAGGUGGAUGGUUGUCGUCAGCCUGUUUGUAUGACAAAAGAUAUAGCAAUGGUUGUAUUUCCACGUGAAUCAAAACUUCUUGUACCAAGUCCGCGUCUUACACCAAAUCCUACUCGUGCUAUACUUAGGUCAUUACGUUCAAUUUGGAGUACAUUUUACAGAAGUGUUGAAGCGAAUCGUGUCACCGCUGUAUACGAUUUACAAAUUGGACAAACUGCCUUAAAAGGACAAAAUCAUCAUCACAACCGGUCGAUUAUGGAUACUAGUUUGACUUAUGUUAGAGGAGAAGAAAAUAUCAAAGGUUGGCGACCAAGAGGUGACUCGCUGAUUAUUGAACAUCAAUGGGAGUUGGAACGUUUUGCACGGAUAUCACAGGUGGAAAAAACACGACAAAUGCUAAAACUACGCAAUAUUUUUGACGAUUCAAACACGACACCAUCAGAUCCCCAUCAUCAGUUGGAUACACCUAAAGCCCAUUUAUCAUCAGAAAGUCAAAACCACUCAGAAACUGGCGAGAAAACAAAGGAAUGCGUUGAAAACCCUCCAUCUGUCAAUGAUAAUAGCAAUAAUAGUAAUAAGGAUAGAAAGUUGUCUUCUCCUCCAGUAAGACCGACAACACUUAAUUUGAAAAAUAAGACUGAAAGUAGUAGUAGUAGUAGUAAGGUGAAUACUGAAGAAACAGAGUGCACCUUGAAGAAGGAGGAGGAGGACAGUUCAAAAGAAGAUUCAAUGAAAACAUCAGGUGAACAACAGAAUACUCCAUCUAGAAAUGAACUUAUCAUAAAACGCUGUUUAAAUGCUUUAACUUCUCAUAUGUCUAUUAGCAAAUGCUUAACAAGACAGACUGGUAUUACAACUAAACAGCCUUGUUUAGUCGACUCAGUGUUUAGUGAUAUCUCCUCGCCGAGUGUCUCGAACACCUAUUCAAAGUCGGAUAGUGAUUUUCAUUCGGAUGAUGUGAAAAUUUAUCCUCAGACAGAAAUGACAGCAAGUGUGUAUUCUGAUCAAGCUGCUGAGCUGAAUUUAAGAUCAUUCAGUUCUGGUAUACCGAGAUCGUCUACAACUGAAUCAAUUCAGAAUCUACUGUCUGGUGAAAAGUAUCUUUCAACAUCUUAUCUAGUAGGUGAAUGUGAUGAGGUUCGUAUCAGCCCAGUGAUUAGUCGUAAAGGCUACCUACUUGUUUUGGAGGAAAGAACAGCUGGUUGGUUACGUAGGUGGGCUGUUGUUAGACGACCUUUCCUUUAUCUAUACAAUCAUGAAAGAGAUCUAGUUGAAAGAGGUCUUAUCAACUUGACUACUUCACAAAUAGAAUAUGAUAUGAAUAUGGCAUAUGAAGAAGAAGAAGACUUCACUAUGGAUGAUACGAAAUCUGGUUCUGUUCAUUUGAAUUCUGAAAAUGAGCAUGUUAUGUCACCGACAUCUUUAUUCCCAAGUAAAUUGAAUAUGUUCACACUGAUUACGGAAACACGAACUUUACUUAUACAAACCAUAGCCGAAGAUGGGUCAGACAUUCAUGAUUGGUUGUAUGCGCUUAAUCCUUUGAAAGCUGGAGAAAUUCGCUCACGGUUGGGCAGAAGUCGAAAAAUACGCAGAUCUGAAAAAUUAAACUGUUCAACUGGAUAACAUGCCUUUGUUUCGUCUAUAUAUCUUCGUGUGUUUGCGUUGUGGUGUGUCUGAUGUCUACUUAAAUGAUUUCAGUAGGCUUAAUUAUAAAACCUGAAAAAAACACAACAACAACAUCGGAAUCAGUUUUUAUUACAAAUACAAAACACACAUUCAACAUGUUUGACAAAUUCACAGCAGUUUUAUUUGUUUAGUCAAAUUAAUUAACUGAAUGAACAAGCAUAAAGAAAAAGCUAAGCAACGUUUUGCCUCAAAUUUUUGUUUGUCUGUUCUUUUUGUUUUCAUCCCACUACUUACUUAUCUUAUGUACACAUAUCUGCGUGUUUUCUGUGAAAAAAUUACAUUAUUGUGUGAAUUUCGAGAUUCUUCGGCCAUAACACUGAUCAUUUCUAUGUUUGUCUCCAGUGAAUAUAUCCAUCCCUAUAUACAAACUAUCCCAUAUGCAAUAACCAUGACAAUUGUGCUGCCUCAAAUCAAUUGAUUAAAAACACAAAUCCUCAUUAAAACUCUAAUAUGGUUGUCUCUUCUUGCCUUCUGUUCAGCUUCUCCGUACUUAUUAUAUAUUUUUUGAUUAAUUCUUUUUUGUUUUGUUUUUAUUAUUGAUGUGUUUAAAUUGUUGGCGUCAUUUUUGUUGUGCUAAUUUCUCCUAAAAGUUUCACACUUAUACAGACAUACAGGAUGCCCCUCUUGCCAAUGAAUGUGUAUGCUGAUGUUUAGAUUUUCGGUUUAACGACUGGGUGAGUAUUCAAGUUUUCAAUGAGCAAAACCGCAUAAUAUAUACAUCUGGAAUAGAAGGGAGUACAUUU